This is a messenger RNA of Neopelma chrysocephalum (saffron-crested tyrant-manakin), 2013 nucleotides long. RefSeq names its product G protein-coupled receptor 135 (gene GPR135). Gene Ontology annotation, biological process: G protein-coupled receptor signaling pathway. The coding region runs from base 13 to 1284 and encodes 423 amino acids. NCBI's taxonomy places the organism in Eukaryota, Metazoa, Chordata, Aves, Passeriformes, Pipridae. The transcript has 2 exons. Gene Ontology annotation, molecular function: G protein-coupled receptor activity. Gene Ontology annotation, cellular component: membrane. The record is from RefSeq and is a predicted model, not a curated record.
CGGGGCCGGGGCAUGAGGCUGCGCAUGGAGCCGGGAAACCUCUCCCGGGGCAGCGGCGGCGGCGGCAACGAGAGCGGCGGGGCUGCGGCGGCGGCGGGGCCGGCCGGGUGGUCGGCGGCGGCGCUGGCCUCGCAGGCGGCCGCGCUGCUGCUCAUCUUCGCCCUGUCGGCGCUGGGCAACGGGGCGGUGCUGCUGGUGAUCGCCCGGCACCGGCAGCUCCGCACGGUCACCAACGCCUUCGUGCUGUCGCUGUCGCUGUCGGAGCUGCUGGGCGCCCUGCUCUGCCUGCCCCUGGCCUUCCUCAGCCUGCUCAGCCGCCCGCCCGGCGCUUGGCUCUUCGGGCAGCGCCUGUGCCUGGCCAGCGCCGCCCUGCACGCCGGGCUGGGCAUCGCCGCCACGCUCACCAUGGCCCUGCUCUCCUUCGACCGCUACUGUGCCAUCGUGCGCCAGCCCCGGCACAAGAUGGGCCGCCGCCGCGCUGCCCAGCUGCUGGCGGCUGUCUGGCUGUGCGCCCUGGCGCUGGCCGGGCCCUGGUACGGGCUGGCGGGCGAGGGGCAUCGCGAAGCCCGUCCCGGCGCCUACCGCUGUGUCUACGUGCUGCCCUGGGGCUCCUCGCGGCUGGGGCCGCCCUACGGCGCAGCCCUCAUCGUGCUCUGCUACCUCCUGCCCUUCGCCGUCAUGUGCUUCUGCCACUUCAACAUCUGCCGGGCGGUGCGCCUGGCCGAGAGCCGCGUGCGGCCCCUCACCACCUACGGGCACCUGCUGCGCGCCUACGGGGAGAUGCGCACGGCCACCACUGUCCUCAUCAUGAUCGUCUCCAUCAUCUGCUGCUGGGGGCCCUACUGCAUCCUGGGACUCGCUGCCGCCGCCGGCCACCUGCCCUUCUCACCCACCAUGGACGCCGUGGCCAGUGGGAUGGCCUGGGCCAAUGGGGCCAUCAACCCCCUCAUCUACGCCGCCCGCAACCCCAACAUCUCCGUGCUGCUGCGGCACAGCCGGGAGGGGGGCUACAGGACUCGCAACAACAUGGUCGCCUACCUGUCGGUCCCGGGCCGCCAGCCGGAGCCCCGCAGCCGGGCUGACCGUGUCCGGGAACGCUACAUCAAUCGGCACAGCGGCCCCCCCGGCAGCGCCCUGUCCUCCUCCAGCCCGGCGAGUGGGGGAGAGGUGGCCAUGUGGGCCUGCAAGACUCCUGCUGUGCUCUUCUGUCGGGAUGGGCAGCCGGACACCAUUUCUGAGGCCACCUUGAAGACCAAAGCAGGCACCAUCGACACCAGCCUCUGAAAGGACAGGGGUCCGGGAUGGAGGCAUUGGGCCCUGGGGCUGUCUCCUUGAGGAAAGGCGGGGAGAGUCCCAGUGCUUGAAGCCCUUUGCAACCAGACUACCGGGAAACUGGAGAGAUGGGACUGCGCACGAGCCAUAGAGUGGUUUCUUCUCCAUUGUGUGAGCUCUGGCUUGGUGGCUCAGACUACGAGCAGCGAGAGCUCCACAGGGAAAGGAAGCCUUUUCCUUUCAUCAGGCCUGACGUACUGGUGGCAGCCUCCGAGCCCAGCACACAAGAGCUCGACUGCAAGAACAAAAGUGUUUGCUCCAGUCCUGCAGAAAGUGCCACAGUGAAGCUCAGAGGCCAACAGACCACUGCUGCCCAAACUGACUGACUGACUGUGUGAGCUGUUUGUUAAGUGCCAAAAAAGCUGUUGAAAGCUGAGCACUGGCAGCUGGAAGGCACUCUGAAAAUAUCACACUGUGAAAAAUGCAUCAUGGCAGGAUAAUGUUGCUUUAACCCAUUGUAUGUGGAAGUGCCAAUAGUUAUAAAGUCAUGUAAGACUGUAAGACAGGCUAAAAAAGGGAUCUAUUAAGGUUACUUUUUUUAUUUAAACUCUGAAGCAUAAGAAAACAGUAAUUUUGAAAGGGAAGAUGUAUGAUACUGGGAGGGAGGGAAAGGAAGAUGAAACCUCAGUUGUCAGAAUUUCAGUGGCCUUUUCUGGUUUUUUUGCAGAUUUUUUUUUUAAA